AUGGUAGAUACUGGCGCCCAACACUCUGUUUUAAAUAAAAAACUGGGACCAAUAUCUAAGAAAACCAGCUUAGUUCAAGGGGCCACGGGGACAAAAAGAUAUUGUAGGACCACAGAAUGAAAAGUAAAUCUGGGGACCCACCAGGUGUCCCAUUCGUUUUUGGUGACACCAGAAUGCCCAGCCCCUCAACUUAGAAGAGACUUGUUGACUAAAGUUAAUGCUCAGAUCCAUUUUGACCCUGGGGGAAUGUCAGUCACGGAUGGACUUGGACAGCCGAUACAUGUCUUAUCCCUAGCUUUAAGAGAUGAGUACAGACUCUUUGUGCCUAAGCCCUCAGAGACCAUAGCACCAGACGUACAACCGUGGGUUCACAAAUACCCAUUGCCCUGGGCAGAAACGGCAGGAAUGGGACUGGCCAAACAGAGACAUCCGGUCGUCAUUGAGCUAAAGGCUGAGGUGAUUCCUGUGAGGGUGAAACAGUACCCCAUGAGCCAGGAAGCUCGGCGGGGGAUCACUCCCCACAUUCGACAUCUCAUGGAUGCCGGAAUUCUCAAGCAGUGCCAAUCCCCUUGGAACACCCACUUACUGCUGGUGAAGAAGCCAGUGGGGACAGAUUACAGACCUGUCCAAGACCUGCGAGAAGUCAACAAACAGGUGACUGACAUACACCCCACUGUCCCUAACCGGUAUACCCUCCUGAGCAGCUUACUGCCUGAGUACACUUGGUACACUGUGCUGGACUUGAAAGAUGCUUUUUUCAGCCUAUCCCUGGUGGCCCAGAGCCAGGAGAUAUUUGCCUUUGAAUGGACUGAGGGGGAAGGCCGACCGGUAGUACAAUUAACUUGGACCCGCCUCCCACAGGGGUUCAAGAACUCCCCUAUCUUGUUUAAUGAGGCUCUGAGUGAGGACCUCUAUGAAUAUCGGGCUUGCCACCCAGAGGUCAUUCUGCUACAAUAUGUAGAUGACCUUAUGUUGGCUGGAACUACAGAGGAGGCAUGCAGCCGUGCCACCAGGGACCUCUUACAGACCCUAGGAACCUUGGGGUAUCGCUCUAGUACAAAGAAGGCACAAAUAGCCCAGCAAGAGGUCACCUAUUUGGGGUAUAAGAUCAGGCAGGGGCAACGGUGGCUAACCCAGGCCAUGAAAGAAACAAUAUUGCAGAUACCAGAGCCCAAGACCCCCUGCCAGGUGAGAGAGUUUCUGGGGACUGUUGGAUAUUGCAGACUGUGGAUCAUGGGGUUUGCUGAGAAGGCCUGGCUCUUGUAUGAGGGAAGUAAAGAGAUCCCAAACUGGACUUGGACUGAGCCAAUGAAACAGGCUUUCCAGACACUCAGACGGGCCCUACUAGAAGCCCCAGCCCUUGCCCUGCCUAACCCAAAUAAGCCAUUCCAGCUGUUUGUAGAUGAGAAGCAAGGAAUAGGAAAGGGGGUCUUGAUGCAACAAUGGGGACCAUGGAAGCAGCCGGUGGCAUACCUUUCGAAGUGACUGGACCCAGUGGCCGCUGGGUGGCCCCCUUGCCUUCGCAUCAUCACAGCCACUGCCCUCCUCGUCCGCGAUGCUGACAAGUUGACGUAUGGACAGCAACUCUUGGUUUACACUCCCCACGCCAUUGAAGGGGUUUUAAAGCAGCCACCGGGUAAGUGGAUCUCCAAUGCCCGCUUGACACAUUACCAGGCCCUGCUGCUCGAUGCCCCACAGGUGCGUUUUCAGAACCCUUGCUUCCUGAAUCCGGCCACACUCCUACCUAACCCAGAGAAAGACCGCCCUCUCCAUGAUUGCAGUGAGAUACUGGCUGAGGCCCUGGAGGCACGAAAAGACUUAACUGAUGUACCGCUAAACAACAGUGAGCUAGUAUGGUUCACCGAUGGGAGCAGCUAUGUAAAAGAUGGGCAAAAGAAGGCGGGGGCCACCAUAGUUGAUGAGUCAGGGCAGAUGAUAUGGGCUAAGACACUUCCCCCAAACACUUCUGCACAAAAAGCAGAACUGAUUGCCCUAAUACAGGCUCUGGAGCAAGCCAAAGGAAAGAGAGUCACCAUUUUUACUGACAGCCGAUAUGCUUUCAGCACUGCCCAUAUUUAAGGUCCCAUAUACCAAGAAAGGGGAUUUCAGACAGCUGAGGGAAAAGAGGUCAAAAAUUUGCCCGAAAUUCGUAGGCUCCUGGAAGCUGUCCAACUGCCCCGGGCAGUAGCUAUAGGACAUGUCCCCGGUCACCAGAAAGGAGAAGACCCUAAGGCGCGGGGCAAUCGUGCCACUAAUGCGGCCGCUCGAGAAGUGGCUAGCUGGGACUACGCCGCCCCCAUAUUAGCCAUGGGACUUCCACCUCCUGGCAUGGGGGCCUUGCCACCAGUUCCCGAAUAUUCCCUCCCUGAUCUCGCCUGGAUCAACGAGGAUACCACUCUCCAGAAGGAUGACCAAGAUGGAUGGUACCAAGACCAAAACAACAACCUGAUAUUGCCUGCCACCCUGGGCCGUCACCUGUGUGAACACCUGCACACAACUACACACUUGGGAGAAAGAAAAACCCUAACACUUCUGCAGACGGCCUGCCUGAGUUUCCCUCAACAAAAUGCAACUGUACGGGAGAUAAUCCAGGCUUGCAAAGCGUGCCAGCUGAUGAGGGCAGAGAAGAAGCAGUACUCGGGAACGAGGUACCGAGGGGAAAAGCCAGGGCAACACUGGGAGAUAGAUUUCACUGAGGUAAGGCCAGGCAAGUACGGGUAUCUCUAUCUGUUGGUUCUGGUAGAUACCUUCUCGGGGUGGGUGGAAGCUUUCCCCACUAAGGGAGAGACAGCAAUAUUGGUUGCUAAAAAGAUCUUAGAGGAAAUAGUGCCUAGGUAUGGGCUGCCAGUGACUGUGGGCUCUGAUAAUGGAUCUGCCUUUGUGAGCCAGAUUGUACAAGGGCUGGCCCAAGCUCUGGGGACGAAAUGGAAGUUACAUUGCGAAUAUAAUCCCCAGAGCUCAGGACAGGUUGAGAGAAUAAAUCGGACCCUAAAAGAAACUUUGACAAAGUUGGCAAUAGAGACUGGCGGGGACUGGGUGACCCUCCUUCCCUUCGCACUCUUUCGGGUGCAUAACACCCCUUAUAAGCUGAAUCUUACCCCUUUUGAGAUUCUGUAUGGAAGACCCCCUCCUGUGUAUUAGAACCUAGAUGGAAAGGCCCUUAUGUUGUUCUCCUUACCACUCCUACUGCUGUCAAGGUCGAAGGGAUUGGACCCUGG
Messenger RNA from Odocoileus virginianus texanus, 3218 nucleotides. The record is from RefSeq and is a predicted model, not a curated record. NCBI's taxonomy places the organism in Eukaryota, Metazoa, Chordata, Mammalia, Artiodactyla, Cervidae.